AUUUUUCAUUUUGUGAGACACGAGACGUUGAGGGCACUCGGCUGACAUCAGAGAAGAAAGAAGAAAAAUCAACGAUAUUUUGCCAAUUUUUCCGCCCACAAAUUCGAAUUAGUGUCUGACCGAAUGCCUUGUCAUUAACAUUCUCUGUACUCUUCAUCCCCUAUAGGAAAUUAUGCUCUACACUGUAAUCAACCUCCUAGCACAAAUCUAUUGCAAUGGACCAAUUCUUCAAACUGUACAAGAUUCACACAUGUUUCCAGACUCGAAGCACUUCGUCGAUAUGUCACUAAAAUAUGAUCCAAUUACGACACUUCGACAUUUCGACGAGCUUGGUGAUCGAACUUCAGAUAUGAUUAUUUUAAGGGAAUUUGUAACUUCACAUUUUAAUCCGCCUGGAAGUGAGCUGGUUGAAUGGUUUCCUCCAGAUUGGGUCGAUUUUCCAUCAAACUUUUUGAAUAUUCAUGAUUAUCACCAUAGACGAUGGGCAUUGCAUUUACAUAGGAUUUGGAAAGAUUUAUGUAGAAAAGUUCGAGAUGACGUCAAGCAUCGUCAAGAUCACUAUUCACUUCUAUAUGUUCCUCAUCCAUUUAUUAUCCCGGGUGGUCGAUUUUUGGAGUUCUACUAUUGGGAUACUUUCUGGAUACUCAAAGGGCUUCUCUUCUCAGAAAUGUAUGAAACAGCUCGAGGAGUUAUCAAAAAUCUAGGAUAUAUGGUUGAUAAUCACGGUUUCGUACCAAAUGGAGGUCGUGUCUAUUAUCUAACACGUUCCCAACCACCUCUAUUGACACCGAUGGUCUACGAAUAUUACAUGAGCACAGGAGAUUUGGAUUUUGUAAUGGAAAUUCUUCCAACCCUUGACAAAGAAUACGAGUUUUGGAUUAAAAAUCGACAGGAAUGGUUCAAAGACAAAGAUGGUGUCAAGCAGUUUCCAUAUUAUCAAUAUAAGGCUAAACUCAAAGUACCGAGACCAGAAUCAUAUCGUGAGGAUUCGGAAUUAGCAGAGCAUCUGCAAACUGAAGCGGAGAAAAUUCAAAUGUGGAGUGAGAUAGCGUCGGCUGCCGAGACGGGAUGGGAUUUCUCCACUCGAUGGUUUUCUCAAAAUGGAGAUACAAUGCAUCGAAUGGAUUCUAUAAGAACGUGGAGCAUUAUCCCAGCCGAUUUAAACGCUUUCAUGUGUGCAAAUGCUCGAAUUCUGGCGAGUCUUUAUGAAAUUGCUGGUGAUUUCAAAAAAGUGAAAGUAUUUGAACAACGAUACACUUGGGCAAAACGGGAAAUGCGUGAAUUACAUUGGAAUGAAACAGAUGGUAUUUGGUAUGAUUAUGAUAUCGAAUUGAAAACUCAUUCAAAUCAAUAUUAUGUAUCAAAUGCUGUUCCUUUGUAUGCAAAAUGUUAUGAUGAUGAUGAUGAUAUUCCACAUCGUGUUCAUGAUUAUUUAGAGCGCCAAGGACUAUUGAAAUACACAAAAGGUCUUCCAACAUCUCUUGCAAUGAGUAGUACGCAGCAAUGGGAUAAGGAAAACGCAUGGCCUCCAAUGAUUCAUAUGGUUAUCGAAGGAUUCCGUACAACUGGUGACAUAAAACUGAUGAAAGUUGCUGAAAAGAUGGCAACGUCAUGGCUUACUGGAACAUAUCAGUCAUUUAUCAGAACUCAUGCUAUGUUUGAAAAGUAUAAUGUUACUCCACAUACUGAAGAAACUUCUGGAGGAGGUGGAGGAGAAUAUGAAGUUCAAACUGGCUUUGGUUGGACAAAUGGCGUUAUUUUGGAUUUAUUGGACAAAUACGGAGAUCAAUUUGCAUCCAGCUCUACAGCUUCCAAAUUCAGUUUUUCCCUUUCGAAUAUCACAUUUGUAGUUUUUAUUUUGUAUAUUUUCUCAUAGAUUCCUGUAGAAUUUGCACCUGAUUUUAUUAUUUUCUGUUGUGUAUAGUCCAGUUCCCUCAUUUAGAUCUUUUUUAACUAAAGAAUCAAAAACAUUGCCAUAGCGAUUGCCUUAAUUUUUUUGUUUUAAAUAUCAAACUCACAUUUUGCUUUUUCUCAUCCGGUCCAACCCCCCAUUUUCAGAUUAUAACGAUUGUUUUCUUUCGGGUUCUUUUUUUCCUUAUUUUCAAAAAACCUUUUUUAGUUCAUAAAAUUUUUACUUAUACCAGUUCCUUAUACCAGUAUAUAUUGGUUUUUAUGUCACGCAAUUCUAAUGUAAUAUAUUUGAUUUAUCA
Messenger RNA from Caenorhabditis elegans, 2210 nucleotides. It is a transcript of the gene tre-1, whose product is annotated as Trehalase. Gene Ontology annotation, molecular function: alpha,alpha-trehalase activity. The transcript is spliced from 9 exons. The record is from RefSeq and is marked reviewed. Bases 173 to 1876 code for a protein of 567 amino acids. Lineage: Eukaryota; Metazoa; Nematoda; Chromadorea; Rhabditida; Rhabditidae. Gene Ontology annotation, biological process: trehalose metabolic process; carbohydrate metabolic process.